AUGCAUAAUAAACUCGCAUCCGUGCUCGGCUCAUUGGCCCUAGUCUCCCUCGUCUCUGCCGUCCCCGUGGAGAAGCGUGGAAUGAUCUCAUACGGAGAUCGAAGUGAGCAUGUCAGUUCAUGGCAAGCGUCUCAAUCGUACACUACCAGUGCUCCUAGUGGCUCCAACGGGUACUCAGCCACCUACGCAUCCUCAGCUCCUUACCAAACCAGCUCUAGCCACGGCGCAGCUCCUCCCUCAUCCUCGGACUCAGGGAACAAUCCUUUCAAGUUCCCGUUGUCCAACGGCUUUCCCAACAUUGCCAAAGGCUCUCCGCAGCUUCAAGACAUCCAAGUUCAAGCCCACGGAACUCUUCCGAACGGAGCGGCACCACCUAAACCCGCUGAGGACGACUUGCUCUCUUUGCGUUUGAUUGCAUUCAAUGAAUUGUGGGAGGUUGCCUUCUUUACUGAGCUCCUUGCCAACAUAACAAACAAUGUUCCAGGCUACCAAUUCGAGAAGGAAGAGGAACGUCAGACCAUCAUUAAUGCCAUCACGGCCGUUCAAGCCCAGGAGGAGCUACACACUCUCAACGCCAAUGGUGCUCUGCAAGCAUUCGACACGCCGAUCCUGCCCUGCACAUACGUCGCACCAGUCGCCGAUUUUAUCUCUGCCAUCAAGCUUGCUCAAAAAUUCACUGACGUCGUCCUUGGUACUUUGCCAGACGUGCAGACCCACUUUGGCCAGAACGGCGACAACGGCUUGAUCCGUGGCGUUGGCUCUGUCAUCGGACAGGAAGGCGAGCAAAACGGCUUCUAUCGCAACAUCCUCGGCAAGAUUCCCUCCGCCAACCCGUUCCUGACCGCCGGGACACGAGAGUUCGCCUUCAACGCCCUGAAUCAAAACUUCAUUGUCCCCGGAUCUUGCCCCAACAUCAACACCAUCAACUUCGGCAAGCCAUUCAGCGUCCUGACUCUUGAGACUCCCGAGAACCAGAUCACCGCCAAGGACACCACCAUCGAGUUCUCCAUUGCAGAAGGUGACUGGAGCCCGUAUUCUUCCAAGCCUGAGGAGCUGAGCCUGGUGUACAUCAAUCAGCAGAACGUGCCCAUCACUCAAGCUAUCACUAUGGCUGGACACCGCGACGGCCGAGUCCACUUCACCGCAAACUUCCCCUUCCAGGAGAACCUGCUUUUCGGUCUCACCAUCGCCGUACUCGCCCAGGGAAGCAGCUUCGCUGAUGUCGUCGCCGUCUCCAAUGCUACUGUCUUCGGACCUGCUUUGAUCGAGGUUUUGUAA
Molecule: messenger RNA, 1278 nt
Organism: Exophiala aquamarina CBS 119918
Lineage: Eukaryota; Fungi; Ascomycota; Eurotiomycetes; Chaetothyriales; Herpotrichiellaceae
Exons: 1
Coding region: 1-1278 (425 amino acids)
Source: RefSeq, a predicted model, not a curated record